GGACCUUGUCAUGGUUUCUGGUAUGAGAAAAAUAGUCCCUCUCUUCUUUUUGACAUGAAAUCUCCAUUUUCUCUCAGUUCCAUCCAUUUCUUCCAUUCCAGUUUUUUCUUCACACAAAUUCACUGAGGUCCAUAUCAAGAAUUGUGUCUCUUCAUAUCGUAGCUAUGGAAAAUUACACCAUUUGAAGGUACAGACCUUGCUCGAGUGGGUCUCUCUCCAUAGGGGUUGGAGUGUUAGGAGAGCUCAAAUUCAUAAUACCCAGAAGCGAGAAUUCUGAGAAUGAAACAGUUACAUAAGCAAUCGAGCGUGAAUCACAGACGGGAUGAGGAGAUCGCGACAACAGGGACGACAUCUCCAUACUCGCCCAAAACCCUAAAACACCCCAGAUCGCUACCCAGAUCGAUCAAUUACCUCUUCAAAGAACAGAGGCUGCUCUUUAUCCUUGUGGGUAUUUUGAUUGGGUCCACAUUCUUCAUUCUCCAGCCGACCUUGUCUCGCAUUGGACCCUCCGACUCCAAUUCCGGGAUAGCCCAAUCUGUUCAGGGCGGUGUGGGAAUGACCCAUGAUCAGGUUUCAGUUACAUCGUUUUUCGGUAGCGGUCAAAGUGGGGGGCCGGGGAAGGUGGGUGGUCGGGUUCCGGUAGCACUCAGGCAACGGAGGUUGAGGAUUGUGGUGACUGGUGGAGCUGGUUUCGUGGGGAGCCACCUUGUUGAUAAUCUCAUUGAUCGAGGAAAUGAUGUGAUUGUGAUCGAUAAUUUCUUUACCGGGAGGAAGCAGAAUGUGGUGCACCAUUUUGGGAAUGCUCGGUUCGAGCUUAUUCGUCAUGAUGUGGUUGAGCCUAUACUCUUGGAGGUGGAUCAGAUCUAUCAUUUGGCUUGCCCAGCAUCACCAGUCCAUUAUAAGUACAAUCCUGUUAAGACAAUCAUAUCUAAUGUGAUGGGUACCCUAAACAUGCUUGGUCUUGCAAAGAGGAUUGGGGCCAGGUUUCUGCUCACAAGUACAAGUGAGGUUUAUGGUGAUCCACUUGAGCAUCCACAGAAAGAGACUUAUUGGGGAAAUGUAAAUCCAAUAGGUGAGAGAAGCUGCUAUGAUGAAGGAAAGCGGACUGCAGAAACCUUGGCAAUGGAUUACCAUCGAGGUGCAGAUGUUGAGGUGCGCAUUGCUCGCAUCUUUAAUACUUAUGGGCCUCGUAUGUGUUUAGAUGAUGGGCGAGUUGUGAGCAAUUUUGUUGCGCAGGCUAUCCGCAAAGAACCAUUGACUGUUUAUGGGGAUGGUAAACAAACACGAAGCUUCCAAUAUGUCUCCGACUUGGUUGAUGGACUGGUUGCUUUAAUGGAAGGCGAACAUGUGGGUCCUUUCAACCUUGGUAAUCCUGGGGAGUUCACUAUGCUAGAACUUGCAGAGGUUGUCAAAGAAACGAUUGAUUCAAGUGCAAAUAUAGAAUUCAAGCCAAAUACUGCAGAUGAUCCACAUAAGAGAAAACCUGAUAUUAGCAAGGCAAAGGAGCUGCUGAACUGGGAGCCAAAGAUUCCACUAAGGGAGGGUCUGCCUCUUAUGGUGAAUGAUUUCAGAAACCGCAUUUUGAAUGAAGACGAAGGCAAAGGGCUCAAAUAAGAGAAGGGAACGUAUUACUUUAUGUAUAGUGUAGUAAGGGCAUAUCUGUAUCUUAUCCCAUUCCUUCAAUUUUCUCAGUUAUCACUGGCCUCAUUCCUUGAAAAAUUCAAUCAAACUGCCACUCUGGAAAGAUAUUUCUGGUGGCUAUCUUCAUUUUGUGCUUCAUUAGCACUAUAGCAGUGGUUUACAUUUUGUUUUUUCUAUCAAAUUUUGGAUGACAUUAUUUCACACUAUUCUUCUGGCACUGAAUCAGUGGUAAAGUCUAUACUUGUAUUCA
This is a messenger RNA of Humulus lupulus (European hop), 1891 nucleotides long. Its product is annotated as UDP-glucuronic acid decarboxylase 1. Bases 280 to 1614 code for a protein of 444 amino acids. Gene Ontology annotation, molecular function: UDP-glucuronate decarboxylase activity; NAD+ binding. Gene Ontology annotation, cellular component: cytoplasm. Gene Ontology annotation, biological process: D-xylose metabolic process. NCBI's taxonomy places the organism in Eukaryota, Viridiplantae, Streptophyta, Magnoliopsida, Rosales, Cannabaceae. The record is from RefSeq and is a predicted model, not a curated record. The transcript has 7 exons.